CAACAAUGCGGGUGACACUCCUAUCACUACCCCUCGCGCUCCUUUUCGCCUCCCAGGCCCUCGCCGAGGGCCGCACGGGCACCGAGGCGGCCAGCGAGGGCAACCGCCUGCUCGCGGCCGGGCAAUAUGCCGACGCGGCUCGCGCGUACGGCGACGCUAUCGAGGCCGAUCCCGAGUCGUACCUCAACUAUUACAAGCGCGCCACGGCCUAUCUCUCGCAGGGACGCCACGGCCCCGCACUCGCCGACUUUGACGCCUCGCUGCGGCUCAACCCCGGCUUCGCGCAGGCCCACUACCAAAAGGCCAAGAUCUUGGCCAAGGAGGGCGACUUUGCGGGUGCCGGGUCAGAGCUCAAGGCGUUUGGAAAGAGCAAGAAGGGUGAUGUGGCCGCCGACCGGUUGGCUGCUGCUGUGGACACUGCGACAAAGGAGGAGAAUGCGGCCAAGAGUUCUGCGAAGAAGAAGCAGUGGACCAACUGUGUCGUCCACGCGGGCAAGGCUAUCGAGGUCGGACCCCACUCCAAGGAGCUGCGCGAGUUGAGAGCGCAGUGUGCGACCGAGCUGGGCGACGUUGAGGGAGCGUACAGUGACCUGACUCGCCUGGCAACGCUCGACCCCGCAUCACAAACCCUGCCUGUCCGACUCGCAGCCAUCGCCUUCUUCGUUAUGAACUCGGACACGUACGCCUCGCACCUCAAGCAGUGCCUCCACUACGACCCGGACUCGAAGCCGUGCAAGAAGAUGCACAAGCUGCUGAGGUCACUAUCCAAGGACUCGGUCAAGCUCAACAACCUCGUCGAGGGUGGCAGCAACAGAAAAGCGCUGCUGCUCGCCCGCGGCGAGAAGGGCGAGGACGGUCUGCUGGUUCGGUUUGACAACGCCCUCAAGGACCAGAUCAAGGAGGGCAACAUUCCGGCCCAGUUCCACGCGCUCAAGACGAGUGUGGCGAGGAUGAACCUCUACGCGCUCGUGUGCCGUGCCGGUGUAGCCGCCAACGACCUCGGUGCCAAGACGGCCGAGGCGUGCAACGUCAUCCUCGACAUGGACCCCGAGGACGAGUCGGGUCUCGUGUUCAAGGCCGAGAAGCUGCUCAAGGAGGAGCAGUUUGACCAGGCCGUCGCGGUGCUCCAGAAGGCGUUCGAGGCGUCUGGCCGCCAAAGCCAGGACAUUAUGAACCGCCUGCAGAAGGCGCAGCGGCUACUCAAGGUGUCCAAGCAGAAGGACUACUACAAGGUUCUGGACGUGCCUCGGGACGCCGACGAGCGGACAAUCAAGAAGGCGUUCAGGCGACUGGCCAAGAAGAACCACCCAGACGUCGGCGGCUCAGAGGAGAAGAUGGCACAGCUCAACGAGGCUUACGAGGUCCUGUCGGACCCCAAGCUCCGCGAGCAGUACGACAACGGGCACGACCCGAACGACCCGACCGCCGGCCACGGCGGCGGUAACCCGUUCGCGCACCACGGCGGCGGCUUCCAGUUCCAGGGCUUCCCAGGCGGUGGGUUCCCCGGUGGGUUUCCAGGGGGCGGAUUCCCUGGCGGCGGUGGACAAAAGUUCCACUUCCAGUUCCAGUAGAAGCGCGUGUAGCGAGUGCAGCAGCAGGUGGAGGUGGUGGUGUCUAGAUAGAGCAUGUAGAGCCAUGCAUUGUAUCACUGCGG
This is a messenger RNA of Vanrija pseudolonga, 1654 nucleotides long. RefSeq names its product DnaJ subfamily C member 3 (gene Dnajc3). The transcript is spliced from 4 exons. The record is from RefSeq and is a predicted model, not a curated record. Gene Ontology annotation, cellular component: endoplasmic reticulum. Gene Ontology annotation, molecular function: misfolded protein binding; protein-folding chaperone binding. Lineage: Eukaryota; Fungi; Basidiomycota; Tremellomycetes; Trichosporonales; Trichosporonaceae. The coding region runs from base 6 to 1571 and encodes 521 amino acids. Gene Ontology annotation, biological process: protein folding in endoplasmic reticulum.